AUGUCAGGUUCUAUAGACGUAAUAGGGAUAAAGAAGCAGAUGAAGCACCAGGAGGACUCUAAUGGUGUUGAGGGAACAUAUUCAGAGGAUAACAGCAUCAUAGGCUCACUUAAUCCUCCUAACUUAGCCAUUAUCAAGAAAGGUAUCCUACCAAAUCCUCAUUAUGUAUGUGGGUAUAAUGAAGACCAACCUUCUGCUGCAAGACUCCAGUACGAGGAAUUGGACGUAUCAGGAUAUCAUACACUCUCCUUUAACCCUGCUGUGUAUUUUCGAGUUAGAGGAGACGCUAACAGCUCUUCCACAUUAUUGUCUCUACUAGUGUAUCUAGGAAUAGACCGCCAACUAGCUGGUACUCGACAUCUACUUUCUCUAUGUCUAUCUGAUGGUAUAGGAGGAUUUACAUCUGUUCUUUAUUGUAAUAUGCAAGAUGGUACAAUAGUUUGGCAUACUUAUCCUGAAGAAUUUGUCCAAAUGUCGAAACCAACUGUAGCAUGGCAGACUGAUGAAACUAGAAGAAACAUAGUCAUUACUGAUCAUAUCGAACAAGGAUUGUAUGACUUACAAGUAGAGCAUACAUGGGAGGCAUUUAGAACCAUUUUUUUGUCGUGUGUGAAUCCUGACCCAGCAAGCACGCAAAAGUUUUUCUGUGUAGUGAACCGGCUUUUCGACUUUUGA
Psylliodes chrysocephalus is the source of this 675-nucleotide messenger RNA. Lineage: Eukaryota; Metazoa; Arthropoda; Insecta; Coleoptera; Chrysomelidae. The record is from the annotation of a GenBank genome assembly.